AUGGGAAAUACUCAGGGGAAACCGGUGAACUGCAAUGAUGCGGUCAACCUCAACCAUUUCCGCCUCUUGCGAGUCGUCGGAAAGGGUGCAUUCGGAAAAGUUCGAAUUGUGGAGAGGAAGGAUACUGGACUCACAUUUGCCCUGAAAUAUAUUCGCAAAGAAGAAGUGGUUCGUUCGGAAAGCGUACGGAAUAUCAUUCGCGAACGGAGAAUGCUCGAGCAUUUGAACCAUCCAUUCCUUUGCAAUUUGCGUUAUAGCUUUCAGGACAUGGAGUACAUCUAUAUUGUGGUCGAUCUGAUGAACGGCGGUGAUCUACGAUUUCAUAUCUCACGAAAAUGCUUUACCGAGGACGCGGUGCGGUUCUGGAUGGCGGAAUUGGGUUGUGCUCUGAAGUACAUCCACUCACAGGGCAUCAUUCACCGUGAUCUAAAACCGGACAAUGUGCUAUUGGAUUCCGAAGGACAUGUUCACUUGGCUGACUUCAACGUGGCAUCGGACUUCCGACCGGGCAAGCCUCUUACAAGCAAGUCAGGAACAUUAGCCUACUUGGCACCAGAGGUCUAUGAGGGAACUGGGUACUACUUUGAGGUCGACUGGUGGUCAUUAGGUGUGACUUUUUACGAGUGCAUCUACAACAAGCGACCGUUUGAAGGCCGGAGCCAGGAUACCCUGAGUGAAAACAUCAAAAAGGCACAACCGAAAUACUACGUCACCAACCCUGCAGUCUCAGUUGCCUGCUUGCGCGCGCUGGGCUCGUUGAUGGAAAAAGAUCGGAGUCGCCGAAUCGGUGCCAUUGGCUUUGAAACUUUUACCCAGCACAUGUUCUUUGCCGAGAUCGACUUCGAAGCCCUUGAGCGCAAACAGAUCCCACCAGUGUUCCGACCAUCAAGCGAGAAGACCAACUUCGACGCGACAUACGAUCUGGAAGAACUUCUCCUUGAAGAAGCGCCCCUCGAAGCUAGAGCGCGCAGACAAAAGCCGCGUGCGGAGCUAAGAGAGGAUGCCACGGCAAAGGAAAUCCGGGAGGAUGAGCUCCAUCGCUUGAUUGAGACGAUGUUCGAGCCGUUCGAUUACACCUUGACCGACUACCAAGGCAAUGCCGCAGAUGCUAUUGCCGGUGUAGUAAACCCUGAGGACUGCCUUCCGGGCACAACAACCUCAACGACACACGCUCGUCAAUUGUCCCAGCCUGAUCAAUCUGGUCAAAUAACUUCUCCCAUCCAACACGACGCCUCUAGUAUCCGCGUUCCGCCCUACGAAAAUAUGCAUUCGGUCGGCGAGGCCCUCACACCCAACGAUUCCACGCCUGUUCCGCAUCCACCUUCCCCUUCCACCGGCGUAUCUCCCUCACCACCACCUGCCCCAUCCUUCCACCGGCCUCUACCUCACGCCCCUCGCCCGCGCGGGGCUACACGUCAAAUGAGCAAGAGCGGAGGCGUACAAAUGGUUCUGAACGAGGCUGGUAGCUGGAGCGAACUGGCCCACAGUUCAACACUCCCCGCCGAAGGACUAGAGGGUGCUGACGACAAGGGCAAGCAAGCCAAUGGAAUGAUGUCAUUCUUCAGUCGGAAGAAGGGUCGUGACCGCAGUCCCAAGCCCACUGAGCCUGGUGUUCUGGGUAAAGAGGGAGCGAGACAGAUCAUCAGCUGA
Molecule: messenger RNA, 1650 nt
Organism: Penicillium arizonense
Lineage: Eukaryota; Fungi; Ascomycota; Eurotiomycetes; Eurotiales; Aspergillaceae
Product: serine/threonine-protein kinase
Exons: 6
Coding region: 1-1650 (549 amino acids)
Biological process (GO): intracellular signal transduction; peptidyl-serine phosphorylation
Molecular function (GO): protein serine/threonine kinase activity; ATP binding
Source: RefSeq, a predicted model, not a curated record